Penicillium manginii is the source of this 1239-nucleotide messenger RNA. RefSeq lists its product as uncharacterized. The record is from RefSeq and is a predicted model, not a curated record. The coding region runs from base 1 to 1239 and encodes 412 amino acids. The transcript has 4 exons. Lineage: Eukaryota; Fungi; Ascomycota; Eurotiomycetes; Eurotiales; Aspergillaceae.
AUGGCAAACACUCGCCCGCGCUCUGGGCGCGAAAAAAGCGAGGACCAUCUAGCUGAUAUGGUUGAUGAUGGGUUCUUAAAAAAGAAACACGCAUACAACAAAUUUCUCGCCUUUCUGGAUUUCAAAGACGAGUCGGUCUUCAGCGCUUUCCGCCGCAGACUGGAAAGCUUUGCGGAUCAGCAGGACUUCAAGUGGGGUGAUAUGGAUGGCGACGAGUCCAAGGCGCGAGAUGCCUGCGCCCAAUGUUUUCUCUCUCAAUUUGGGAAAGAGUAUUGGGGGGACGAUGCUGACAAGAGGGAAAAGUACCUUACCCCCAGCGAGGGGCCGGAAGAUAACUUCAAAUGGCCAAAGGAUAGAGACCCGAUUACCAAGGCAAUUGUGAUACUGCUUUGGAAGAUCGCUGGGGGCAAGAGCAAAUUCAAACGUGAAUCUGGUGUUCCUCCGCCCACAAACACACGGCCAACGCAGACGCCGCAGUCUGCCCGGCCACUCCAGCGUACCCAGGCAAGCCAGCCAACUCAGCGGAGCCAAACAGUCCAACAAAGUCAAGCCAGCCAGCUCAGUCGACCUGGUCAACCUAGUCAGCCAACCCAACCAAGUCGCCCUAGUCUGCCGGCCCAACAGAAUCGACCAAGUCAAUCAAGUCAGCCAAUUCAGGCUGCGAGGCAACGCAUACGUGCGCAGUCUGCGGAGCCGGAGACUCCGACUCGAAUCAAGAAGGAUAUGUCGGCCUCGCCAACCAUUGUCAAGAAAGUCCCUAUCGGCAACUUUUUCGGCGCUUUACCUUCAAGCUCUCGUGGUCAGGUCCUGGCUCCUCCGGCUCAGGCUCGGCCCAAGCCAGUUUCAAAGCCCGUGAGGAUUGCCUUUCCCGAAAACCCUGGUUCCCAUGACCAGCGAACAUACUUCUUAGUCCGAGAAGAGCGGUCCCCAGCAAAAGCACGGUCCAUCCCGUGGCAGAUGUUCAAGACUAGCUCGGAUCUGAUCGAUCGCAUGGUGUCCGAGCUGGCCCUUGGAGAGGACCCUAGUGAGUGGCAGCUGCAUUACGAACUCAAUAAUCAGUCCCGAUAUUCAUGUGCGGUCGUCCAUCUCGUGUGGGCAGACCUGAAAUUUGUUAUCCGGCAAGAUAAUGACAGGGACCUUCAAGAGCUGGUGCGACAUGUUGGGUGUGCUUGGCAUGCCGAUGAACAAGGUAAAAUCUCCAAGGCGGAAUUCCGUAUUGAGGUGACCUUGAAGGAGUAG